Thalassophryne amazonica is the source of this 2533-nucleotide messenger RNA. RefSeq names its product CDC45 cell division cycle 45 homolog (S. cerevisiae) (gene cdc45). The transcript has 17 exons. The record is from RefSeq and is a predicted model, not a curated record. Gene Ontology annotation, molecular function: chromatin binding; DNA replication origin binding; single-stranded DNA binding. NCBI's taxonomy places the organism in Eukaryota, Metazoa, Chordata, Actinopteri, Batrachoidiformes, Batrachoididae. Gene Ontology annotation, biological process: double-strand break repair via break-induced replication; mitotic DNA replication preinitiation complex assembly; DNA replication initiation. Gene Ontology annotation, cellular component: DNA replication preinitiation complex. Bases 928 to 2379 code for a protein of 483 amino acids.
AGCUAUUAUCAUAGACAUCAGUUCAUGUAUGUAGGCAUCUUCAAACAUGUUGCCAUUAUGGUAAAUACAGUACUUGACCUGCUAAUAUUGGAACACCUACUUGUUCUCAUGACAGUUUUUCUCCUAAGAGACAGCCUUACAUAUCUUAUAUGUUGUGUUGACGAGGCACAAUUUUAUCUACAACAGUUGAUCUGGUCAACUCUCAAUGCAAUAAUGGUUCACGCCUCAUGAAUAGCUUAUCACCAUUUUGUGAUUGUUUCAUAGAUUUGCCACUAUUUUAAUAACAACUUUGAGAUUGAGGGGAAAAUGUACAAUAUCUGAGCUUAGUCAGAGAGCAAGACCUUGAGAUACUUGAACUCGUCCACUUGGGGCAGUAAUUCUCCCCUGACUCAGGGGGGACAAUCCACCCUUUUCUGACAGAGGACCAUGGUCUUAGAUUUGGUAGUGCUGAUCCUCAUUCCAGUUGCUUCACCCUUGGCCUCAAACCUGCCCACCACACAAUGAUCACCAUCUGAUUAAGGAAACAGAACCACAUCAUCCACAAAAAAGCAGAGAUGUUAUUCUGAGCUUGUUAAACUGGAUACCCUCCAGUCUUUGACUACCCCUUGAAAUCCUGUCCAUGAAAAUCACAAACAGGACUGGUGACGAAGGGCAGCCCUGGCAGAGUUCAGCACCCAUUGGGAACACAUCUGAUGUGAUGCAAAGAAUGAGGACACAGCUCCUACUUUCGUUGUAUAGAGACUGGAUUGCACGUGCAGUGGUUCUGGUACCCUAAGCCAGAAGGCUCUGUUCCACUGUGACCAGGUCCAAUAUACACUUGUGCCAGUUACAGGAUGGCAGGACCUUGGCACUGCCUUCCUUGAGCACAAAGAACAGUUUCAGUUCUUUGUCCUUAUAAAUUGUGGGGCAAAUGUGGACCUCCUUGAGAUGCUUCAACCAGAUGAAGACUCCAUCUUCUUCAUCUGUGACACUCACCGCCCUGUUGAUGUGGUUAAUGUUUACAACGACACUCAGAUAAAGCUGCUCAUUAAACAGGACGAUGAUUUGGGCGUGCCCUCCUAUGAUGAUAUUUUCCGAGAUGAAGAUGGCGAGGAAGCAGAUGACUCGGGAAAUGAGAGUGAUGAAGGGUCAGAGCCUUCUGGGAAACGAAGGAGAUUUGAUGAAGGGGCAGUUGAAAGGAGAAUUGAAAGACAGCGGGCAAGAAGGGAGUGGGAGGCACAAAGGAGGGAAAUCUUAUUCGACUACGAGCAGUAUGAGUAUCAUGGAACAUCUGCUGCAAUGAUGCUGUUUGAGUUGGCAUGGGUGCUGACUAAAGACACCAAGGACAUGCUCUGGUGGGCCAUCAUUGGGCUGACAGACCAGUGGGUUCUUGAUAAAAUCACUCAUAUGAAAUACGUAACAGACGUUGCCACAAUGCAGCGACAUGUUUCCAGACAUAACCACCGAAAUGAGGAUGAAGAGAACUCUCUUUCAAUCGACUGUAUGAGGAUCACUUUUGAAUAUGACUUGCGUCUGACCCUCUACCAGCACUGGUCUUUGUACGAUAGCAUCUGUAACUCCUGUUACACUUCCUGCAACUUCAAGCUUUGGUCUUUAAAUGGCCAGAAGAAACUCCAGGAGUUCCUGGCUGAUAUGGGACUACCUCUAAAACAAGUACGGCAGAAAUUUAACUCUAUGGACAUGUCAAUCAAAGAGAAUCUAAGGGAUGUCAUUGAAGAAUCUUCUAAUAAAUAUGGGAUGAAGGAUAUCCGGAUUCAGACAUUUGGGGCUCAUUUUGGCUUUAAGAACCGUUUCCUUGCUACUGAUAUGGUUCAUGCUGCUGUGGCGUUGCUGGAGAGCACUGAGAAAGAUGAAGAAAACGACAAUUUCAUCAAAGCCCUAGAGUCCCUUUCCAGGAGUAACCUUAAACGUCUGCAUUCAGGCAUUGAGCUGGCCAAGAAGAAGCUCAUUGCCAUCCAGCAGACUGUAGCCAGCUGCAUCUGUACAAACCUUAUCCUGUCCCAAGGACCUUUUCUCUACUGCUACCUUAUGGAGGGAACCCCUGAUGUGAAGCUGUUUUCUAAGCCCUUGUCCUUGACUCUGCUCUGCAAAUACCUCCUGAAGGCCUUUGUGUGUUCUACGAGGAAUAAGCGCUGCAAACUACUUCCUCUCAUUAUGGCUGCUCCCAAAGAUGUUGAGAAGGGAACAGUCAUUGUUCUGGGAAUCCCACCCGAGUCUGAGACUUCUGACAAGAAGAAUUUCUUUGGUCGAGCAUUUGAGAAAGCUGCGGAGAGCACCAGCUCCAGAACACUCCAUGACAAUUUUGAUACAUCGAUAAUUGAACUGAAGAUGGAGGACAGGACCAAGUUUCUGGAUGCUCUUAUCACACUUCUGUCUUGAGACUUUUCUAGUUGCCAGCUGGUAAAAUACACAGAUGGCAAAACUUCGCUGAAAGUUUGAACAACAUGACAUGUUGCUGACAUCUUGAUACUAAAUGUGAUUUCUGAGUCACUUCCUGUAUGUCGUACAGGUGUCACCAGUUCAACAUGUUUAA